Molecule: messenger RNA, 797 nt
Organism: Haliotis rufescens (red abalone)
Lineage: Eukaryota; Metazoa; Mollusca; Gastropoda; Lepetellida; Haliotidae
Exons: 4
Coding region: 102-734 (210 amino acids)
Molecular function (GO): protein binding
Source: RefSeq, a predicted model, not a curated record
UUUAGAUCGUAAUCUCCCGUCAGGUGUGUUCGCCGUGUCACACCUUAGAUAAGGUAUGUAGAACAUAAGCCUGGACUACAUUUCCCUACCAAACAUCCAUCAUGUUGUCGUCCGUCGUCUUUCUGCUUCUCUGUCAGUAUGCAGUGUCUAACCACGAUCCUCUUGCCCAUGAAUUUCACGAAAUAACGAAGCACUACGACGACCGGCUGUGUCAGCAUCUCCUGUCUGUGGACUGCAGUCAACACGUGGUGCAUGGACACUCGGAGAGACUGUGUGGCACAGACAUGGUGCAGUACGAAAACUUCUGUGUCUUUGCCCACGCGAGAUGCACGAAUCAUACACUGUCCAUGCUGAAUAAAGGAGAGUGCCUCCUGUCCACAGUUGGACCUACAGGGAUGGCCGCUACUGGUGACGCGUUGACUACCAGUGACGUGUUGACUACUGGUGACUUGUUGACUACUGGUGACGUGUUGACCACUGCUGCCGUUGCACCUGUUCAUCCUACCGGUGUGGACCCAGCGUUUGCAGUGAUGAAGGAUGUGUUCUGUAAUAACCUCCACCAGAUCACCUGUGGUACUGCGGUCACAGCCGACAUCUGUGGAAAUGACGGCAAGAUUUACACCAGCCAGUGCAUGUUCUCCAAGACCAAGUGCUACAAGGUUGACCUUGAGGUAGCGGAAGCUUCCACGUGUGGGGACACAGGCAUGCCAGUCAAGACCACACCCAGCUCAUAGUCUGUGCAUUUAGGAGCUUACGGGUGCCAGAUAAAAAGCUAUGAAUAAAACAUAACUGCAGUA